AAAGAGCCUUUUUCCUCCUUGUCAACAGUUAAAUAGUAUUACCUUCAGUAUUAUAAUAUCAGUUUCAGAUAAAGCAACGAUCACUUGAAUGGAGACAAUAACUAUGAUACCAACAAUUUUGUGGUAUUCAAGUGCUCUAGUUAUUGUAACUUGUAUAAGUGCAAUUGUUUUGUCGAUCCAAAAUAACUUUCGACAGCAACAACGGCAACAUAUCCAGCUGCCAAUUGAAUCCACAUCAUUUCUUGAAACAGAUUCUCAACGUGAUGGGAAUAUACCUUUUGCUGAUACAAACCGGCUUGGCCGAUUAAUUCUCAACAGUUUGGCCUCAACAAUAAUUGCUGCUCUUAAACUCAUCAUUUUCCUUAACAGCGACAACCUUGAUAAUAGUAGCAAUGAAGAUAUUAAUGGGAUAACAACAGACUAUGGCAAAGUAACCCCUUAUUAUACCACUGCAAUUCUAUUUAACUUGGUGACCUGGUGCUAUGCUACUAUUCUGGCCUUUGUCUCUUUACGCUAUCGCUUACCUAAUCAAUGGGGUUGGACCCUGAAUGUUCAUUUAUUCAUAAUUUAUGUUGCAGCUUGGGCUGUACAUUUAAAUCAAUUUUGGCAACACAUGAUACUUAUCGACAGUGAUACCAAGAACUUAGAUUGGUGUCAAUCUUUGAUACAUUUAUUACCCGUGUUUUGUGGAUUUGACCUGAUUAUAACAACGGGUACAAUGAAACAAGGACCACCAUUUAUUGCACCAACAGAAAAGCAUGACAACAACGCAACCUUAAACAACGAGCAACAACAUCGUCAAGUGUGUAAUAUCAAUGUUGACUCAAUAUUUGGCAUUUUCUUUCUCAAUUGGUGUACCAAGGUGGUUCGCACAGUAGCCCGCAAAAAGGGUCUUGCCUCUGAUCACGAUUUGCCAAUCCUUACGCCUCGUUAUCGUGCUGAAAAUGUAUACCAUGAGUUUGGUGCAACUCGUAAUAACAUGAAAAAUUACAGCACCAGUAGUAGUUUAAUAUUACGGUUAAUUCGUUGUAAUGGUAGAGCCCUUUGCCUACAAGGCUUCUUGGCGCUUAUUUCUGCUUGGUUUUGGUAUAUACCAGCGUUUUUUAUUAAUCGAUUACUACAAUUCUUGCAGGAUUAUAAUGAUGGUGUGUUGAAAAGAGACCAUCCUAUGCAAUAUGGAUUUUUAUUAGUAGUGGGUAUGGGUGCCUCUUUGGUAGUAGCUGGUAUUGUUAGUGGGCAACAAUGGUAUUAUUCUUCUUGUGAGCUUCAAACACGUAUUCGAACUAUGCUUAAUGUUGAAGUGUAUCGAAAAGCCCUUCGUCGUCGCGAUUUAACUGUUAUCAACAUUAAUUCUUCUUCCACGACAACUUCAUCAAAUACGAAAUACAAGUCAGGUCAAACAUCACUAGUGCCAAACUCAGGAAGCGGCUCUGGAGCUCUUGUCAAUCUCAUGGGCACAGAUGCUAGUCGUGUGGCUGAUUUUGCUGGCUUCUGGUUCCCUCUUCUGUCUGCUCCACUGGAAAUGUUUCUGGGCAUUUAUUUCCUUUACCAACUAAUCGGCGUAUCUUGCUUUUACGGUCUUGUUGUUAUGGUUUUUGUUUUGCCUAUCAAUCACUUUAAUUCCAAGCUGUUCCGUAAAACUCAAGAACAGCUUAUGAAAGCGAGAGAUAUGCGUGUAUCUUUAAUGAAUGAGAUAUUGCUAGGCAUUCGCCAAAUCAAAUUUUUCGCCUGGGAGAAUUUAUGGACGGAAAAGGUUAUGGAAACACGACAAGCGGAACUAGAUCAGUUGAAAGUUACAUAUAUCAACGGAAUCUUUUUCCAAUUUACCUUUCAAGGGGCUCCUGUCAUUGUUACUUUGGUGUCAUUCUUCGCUUUUACAAAGAUAUUUGGCAAUCAUUUAACGCCACCCAUUGCUUUUACAGUUAUCAAUGUCUUUAAUGAAUUGCGUAAGGCACUUAACGUUAUUCCCCUGGUUUUGAUGCAGGCUAUACAAGCUUAUACAAGCAUCCGACGUAUCCAAGAUUUUUUGAACGAAGAUGAAAUUGAUGAGAUAUCAUCGAAUCAAAUACGUAAUAGUUCUAUGGAUACUGAUCACGAUGAAGAAGAAUGUUCCACCGGUUGUAACAGCAGUAAAAGCUUUAUUCUAAGAGAUUUGAACAUUCAGUUUCCAAAUAACGAGCUCAGCCUCAUCAGCGGUGCAACCGGAUCCGGUAAAACAUUGAUGUUGUUGGCUUUACUAGGUGAGGCAGUAAUCCUAAAAGGCAAAGCAUUAUGUCCGCGAGUGCCUGUACUUUCCUUAGUACAUGAUGAAGAUAAUGAUGCAUAUACUGCUUCCACAAAUAGUAGUAACACAUGCAGGACUGGUAGUACUGUUACUAGCGGUGCAUCUGAAAAUAAUUACAUCUUAAAAGAAGAAGCAUGGAUCUCUAGAAACGCUCUUGCGUAUGUUUCUCAAACGCCCUGGUUACAAAACGCCUCUAUUCGUGACAAUAUUCUGUUCGGCUUACCAUUCUCAGCAAUCCGAUAUCAACAAACGCUUUUUGCUUGCGCAUUGGACAAAGAUUUGGCCCAAUUUGAUGAUGGUGAUUUGACUGAAAUAGGAGAGAAGGGUGUCACUUUAAGCGGCGGUCAGAAGGCGCGUGUAGCACUAGCCCGUGCUGUUUAUAGCCGAGCUCAAAUUGUGCUAAUGGAUGAUGUAUUGAGCGCCGUAGAUGCGCACACAGCUAAGCAUUUGUAUCAGCAAUGUUUGUUGGGUCCUUUAAUGAAGGAUAGAACGAGGAUCUUGGUAACUCAUCAUAUAAAGCUAUGUUUCCCUGGAUGCAGUUACUUGGUUCAUUUGAAUAAUGGAAGAGCUGUCUUUAAGGGUACGAAAGAGGAACUGCUCGAAUACCAGCACCAACAACAGAUUAAUAAAAAUAAAUGCAAAGAGGCUAAGAACGAUGAUACUUCAAAUCUGAUCACAUCGACGAAGUUCUUGUUUCAGGAGCUUGCUAUUAAUGCAAAGAAUAACGAAGAUGAUUUAUUAAAAAUUACCGCUGACGAAGAAGAAGCGAUUGAGAAAACUCUUGACCAAAAAAUGGAAGAAGAAAGGAUAACCCUUGGGAAAAAAUGCUCGAAUAAGCAUGACAAAAUCAAUGCUAUACCUCGCGUACUAGUUGAAGAGGAAACCCGAGCUUCGGGAGCUGUGAAACUUCGACUAUAUAAAAGCUACUUGGCUAUGCUGGGAAAAUUUGGUUUUUGGAGCUUAUUGGUCGUUGUGAUAUUAGGUGCUCGAGGUUUUGAGAUUGGUGAAAGUUGGUGGAUCAAAAUCUGGGCACAGUCUUACAGGGAAUACAAUGGAGAAAAUUAUAACGCAACCGUAAAUGAUGGUUUUAUUAAGCAGCAAUAUCAAUCACAGUCAUCUAUUCCUGACGGUGUUACUCAUCUAAACUAUUAUCUUUGUGUCUAUUGCUUAAUUGCAUUCGGAAAUGUAACAGCUGGUGCUAUUCGAUAUGCCGUUCUUUAUUAUGGAUCUCUUCAUGCUAACAGGAAGCUUUAUGCCUCUCUACUUCAAUGCGUUUUUCGAGCCCCCCUCCGGUUCUUCGAUACUACACCUAUCGGCCGUAUACUCAAUAGAUUUUCUAAAGAUUUUGAAGCAAUUGACUCCGGUAUCCCUACCAAUAUGAUGAUAUUCGUUGUACAACUAUUGAUGAUUAUAUCUACAGCUAUUACUAUUUGCUGGGUGCUUCCCGUCAUGAUACUUCCCGUUAUUUUUAUGCUUAUUGUAAACAUCGUUAUUGGAAUUGAUUAUAUUAACAGCUCGCGAGAAUUGAAGCGUUUAGAUGCGGUAAAACGAUCUCCUGUGUUUUCUACUUUCACCGAAACGAUAGCCGGUGCUGCUACCAUUCGUGCUUAUGGUGCCACUCAACGGUUUUUUCACGAUAUGAUGAAUUGUAUCGAUGCUAGUGUUCGUCCCUUCUAUUACUCAUGGGCAAUCAAUCAUUGGAUUAGUGUGCGCUCUUACAUGUCUUCUGCCACUAUCAACUUUAUCGCUUCCGCCUUUGUAAUUUAUAACUUGGGCAAAAUGGAUGUCGCAUUGGCUGGUUUUGGGCUCAGCUUCGUCUUAACGUUUACAGAUAGUAUUUUUUGGGGUAUUCGCCAUUAUACCAAUUUAGAAAUGAACUUUAACUCAAUUGAACGGGUAGUAGAGUUUAUGGAAAUGGAUCAGGAGGCAGCUGCCAUCACUGCGUUAAGACCGCCUGCUCAAUGGCCUACACAUGGUCAGAUUGAAGUCCAAAAUCUUGAAGUAAGAUAUGCCCCAGAUUUAGAUCCUGUUUUGAAGAACAUAUCGUUCUCGAUCAAGCCACAGGAGAAAGUUGGUAUAGUGGGACGAACCGGUAGCGGUAAAUCUACCUUGGCUCUUUCGUUUUUCCGAUUCGUUGAAGCCUCAAAAGGCACAAUCUAUAUUGAUGGCAUCGAUAUUAAAGGAAUAGGAACAGAAGAUUUGAGAUCAAAUUUGACGAUUAUCCCUCAAGAUCCUACAUUGUUCUCUGGUACAUUGCGCUCAAAUAUGGAUCCUUUCGGACAUUUCGAUGAUGAAUCUAUUUUCACCGCUUUCCGCCGUGUGCAACUAACAACCAGCAAUAAAAGUGCUGAUUCUACUGUUGGUAAUAGCAGUUCUUCUCCUGCUACGGAAUCAAUUAUCAAUUCUAGUACAACAAACGUCAAUAUAUUUAAGGAUUUAACGACUAAAGUCGCCGAAGGAGGUAAAAACUUUUCUCAGGGUCAAAGGCAACUGUUAUGUCUAGCUCGUGCUCUGUUGAAACGAAGCCGUAUUGUUUUAAUGGACGAAGCCACGGCAAGUGUUGAUUUUGAAACGGAUAAAGCUAUUCAGAGGACAAUUGCCACUGAAUUUGUUGAUAGUACUAUUCUGUGUAUCGCGCAUCGAUUACACACCGUUAUCGAUUAUGAUCGGAUUUUGGUCUUGGACCAAGGACAGAUUGUAGAAUUUGACAAUCCUUUGAGCUUGAUAUCUGAUUCAACGUCGGUAUUCCAUAAAAUGUGUUUUAAUUCGGGUGAAUAUGAUAGCCUCCUCGAACUUGCUAAGGCAAAACACAAGUUGAUAGAUGCUUAAUUCCGGGGAUACAGUUUUACAUACCCAAAUAAAUUAUAAUGAAUACCUGUGAGGCUGAACUAAGGCAUACAAAGCCCUCUUCCUAUUUUUAACUGAGACCUGUUAAUCUUGACAAGCAAUUUGCCUAUCGUAGUAUAGGUUAAAAGGCUUAAUCAAAAAGUAUGCAGUAACAGACAUGACAGGAAAGUAUCUACAUGUUCGUUCAACAUACCUCAUCUUGUUCUGGUACGACGAUACGUAUC
Mycotypha africana is the source of this 5355-nucleotide messenger RNA. RefSeq lists its product as uncharacterized. Gene Ontology annotation, molecular function: ATP binding; ATP hydrolysis activity; ABC-type transporter activity. The transcript is spliced from 6 exons. Lineage: Eukaryota; Fungi; Mucoromycota; Mucoromycetes; Mucorales; Mycotyphaceae. Bases 89 to 5113 code for a protein of 1674 amino acids. Gene Ontology annotation, cellular component: membrane. The record is from RefSeq and is a predicted model, not a curated record. Gene Ontology annotation, biological process: transmembrane transport.